Messenger RNA from Paramisgurnus dabryanus, 1741 nucleotides. Its product is annotated as GTPase IMAP family member 4-like. Gene Ontology annotation, molecular function: GTP binding. Lineage: Eukaryota; Metazoa; Chordata; Actinopteri; Cypriniformes; Cobitidae. The record is from RefSeq and is a predicted model, not a curated record.
GACUGCACUGAAACUAAACAGCUUAGAGCUACAAUGGAAGAAUUGAGAAUUGUUUUGUUGGGUAAGCAAGGAGCAGGAAAGAGUUCAUCAGGAAACACUCUUCUGGAUCAAAACCUGUUCCACACUGCCGCCCAUACUGAUCGAGUAACUCAGACCUGUUCAGCGCAAACAUCCACUAUAGGCCAGGAAAAGAUCACGGUGGUUGAUACACCUGGAUGGCCUGAUUCUUCAUCUGAGACUGAAAUCAAGCAGGAGAUCAUGAAAUGCAUUGACAUGUGCAGUCCUGGACCUCAUGUGUUUCUCCUGGUGUUGUCCAUCGGAAGAUUUACUUAUGAAGAGAUAAAAACAAUCAUAGAUAUUAUGACUGAAUUUGGCCCUGAAGCUUACAAACACAUGCUACUGCUGUUCACCAGAGGAGACGAUCUGGAGGGGAAGACCAUUGAAGACUACCUUAAAAACACACAAGAAAACCUAAAGAAAAUACUUGAGAUGUGUUCUGGAUAUCAUGUGUUCAACAACAAAGACAAAAACAAAAACAUUCAAAGUCAAGUAUCUUCUAUUUUGCAGAAAAUCAACCGUAUGGUUGAAAACAAUGCUAAAAAGUGUUACACAAAGACUAUGUAUCAAAAUAAAGAUCAACGAAGAGAACAAGAGGCAUUGCGGACAAAUGAAGAGAAUUUGGCACUAAGCAAAUAUGCUACUAAACAUAAAAAUACAGAAACAAAGAUGGGGAAAUACAGUGAAAUGAAUGAGAAAAGAGAAAAACAAAGCCAAAUAAGAGAAGUGAGGAAACAGACUGAUAAAGAAGAGAGAGACACUGAAAUAGUGAUGCCCAUGAAUAAAAUAUCUAGCAAUGAGGGAGCACAUAGGCAAGAUUAUAAUAGAAUGGAGCAAACAUCUGUUGAUAGAAGGGACAUUGAGAUGAUUAUUGAAUUACAGAGAACCAAUAGCGAUAAACUUAAAAAAUUGUUAGGGCGUGUAGCAGGUGUGGAAAUGUGUCUACAAGAAAUAAAAAAUAUGCUUGGUGAAAGACUGAAUCAAGAGAAAAAAACAAACAAACCACAGAACCUACUGCUCCUGGCAGAUCAGGUCUAAUAUCUAGCCCCUUUAGAAGGCGUUAGCUAUAAAGGGAUUUGCACGAUUCUUAGCAUUUUUCAGGAGAUCUUCCCUCAGUGCCUGCAUGAUGUUCAGGGAGGGCACAACAUGAUCAAUGGGCACACUAAACCUAACCUUCACUUCUCUCAGCUUAUAACAUUUACCUUAACACUUUUACCCAUUACUUAUUAAAAUCAACCCCUUCUUAAAGCAUAACUAAACCCCUGGUCAGAGCCUGACUCCGCCCACUGGCAAUAUUUGAAAAAUGCAAGAAAAGUGGGCAGACCCCAACGGAGAUAGAGGGGACGAACUAAGUGUGUGGUGAGAUCGAAACAAGGGCGUGGUGAGCUUGAACCUGCUUACGUCACAAGUUAUUUUUUGGACCCAACAUCCAAUAGGAAAAUUCAACUGCAGUAGCCACCGUUCAACCUGAAGAGGGCAGCACUCAGACGUUUUUACACCAUAUAUUGUAGUAUUGAAACACUUUACAUCCAAAUGUCAAAAACUUACACUAAUAAAGCAUCAUUCUUACAGAUCAUUAACUAAAAAAAGUUGGUUUAGGGUUUAGUUACUCUUUAAAAUUCUGAUUAAAUUGUAAUUUACUGUAUACUGUAAUAAUACUCAUAUUUAUAUUCAUAUAGCAAUA